AUGUUUGGAUGCGAUAGCGCCGUUCACAUGGCUGAGGAAAUUAAGAAUGCCGAAGUCGUGGUACCGGUGUCGACGCUCACAACUACUGUCCCCAACGGAGCGCUCGGGUUCGCGAUUGUCAUCGCAGUACUCUUUCUCACAACAGACAUCACUGCAGCUCUGGCAAGUCCUACUGGAGUCCUAGACUAUCCGUUCAUGCAAAUCUUCUAUGAUGCAACGGAUGGCCACUAUGAUCAUCAUGGACGUGGCUGGGACGAUCGCGUUCGUGGCCACGGCAUCCCGCUUGGUCUGGGCUUUUGCGCGCGAUCGAGGUCUUCCGGGGUGGCGAUCUGUGAGCAAGGUCCAAUCUAA
This is a messenger RNA of Letharia columbiana, 351 nucleotides long. RefSeq lists its product as uncharacterized. The transcript is spliced from 2 exons. NCBI's taxonomy places the organism in Eukaryota, Fungi, Ascomycota, Lecanoromycetes, Lecanorales, Parmeliaceae. The record is from RefSeq and is a predicted model, not a curated record. The coding region runs from base 1 to 351 and encodes 116 amino acids.